GUGCGGCGUCUCCGAGCUGGGGCGCCCGGGUGUCGGGUCCCCCCAAGUAAGAGAGCCGGGCCGUGUUCUGUCUCUGCUCGCGAAAGGGGGCCCAAUAUUAUGGCGCACGCGUCAGGCGGUGGCCGGUGUGUUGCUUCCAGCGUGGAAGAAAAUGGGCCCGAGCGCUCCUCUGCUGUCAGUCUCUCGUGCGAAAUAUUCGUAGUCCACAACAGAGUGAGCCGUCUUGUCAGACGGGUCAGAAGAAGAGCGAUAGAUGUGUUCCUGUCCGAGUUUCUGUGUAAGAUAGUUCCUGCUCCUCUGUUUCCCGUUUGUCGUUUCAAGGAAAUCAUAAAUCAAGAUGUCAGUGACGACCCGGGUGGACGAAAAAAACGAGAACGAAAAACUGCCCGAAGCAACUACCCCAUCGCAGAGAGCGACUGCUCGCGAAUGUACAGCUUCUAGUGUGGCCGUCGGUGGCAAGAAGAUGGCAGAGCUAGCUGCUGGUGCGCCAGGCACCACAGCCACGAGUACCACCUCCAAGCAGAAAAACAGGCGCUCUGGGACGACGAGUGCGAAUAACGCAUCCUCGUCGAAGCCGUUUUUGUCGACGGCGAAGAUUUGGGUGAUCCUUUGCGGUUUGAUUUGCCUCGGGACGGUCAAUUUCGUCUUGCUGAAGGUCGUCUACACCGAGUACGCCAACGUUGCGGUAGGGACGACGUCACAAAAUGGAGUUCCGGUUCCCGCCACAACCGUGGAUUUGAGCUUCUUCGCGAACCAGGGGAUAAAUUUUCUGUACAUCGUGUUCGGGGGCUGCAUUCUGUACCCACAAAUGAUCCUCCGACCAGAAAGCAUCCAGAUAAACACUGGUGCCACUACAGAUGUUGAUCUCAAGCCACUUCAGCUUCUACAGAACCUUGGUAGUACAGCCGCCGUGCCCAACAAGAAGAACACCAGCUACCGAUCCCUGCAGUGGAAGUUUCUAGUGAUGGGAUUUCUGGACGCGUGUGGCACUUUCCUCACCAGUCUGGGAGCGGGGGGCACGCCCGGAAGCUUGCAGCCUUUGCUAAACCAAACGCUGAUACCCUGCACCAUGCUGAUCUCGUACGUGGCGCUGGGGUCGUGGUAUAAUUUGAUUCGUUAUCGUUUUUUCAAAGUAAGCUCUUUGAAAACAAAGACUGUAGAUUCGCGUCGCGCAUAACGUCACUCCGGGUGGUGCUACAGAUGAUAAGCCAGCCGUCCAUAGUGCCAUGGUGCGUAACGGUUUGCAGGAUGGGAUAAGUACAUGGAAGAGAAAAAUUUCAAAACACCAGGUACACCCGCGGUGAGAUAGUCGGUGCUGGAAUGAUCGUCAUCGGUGCCGUCUUCUCCGUUUCUUUUGCGCACAGCACCACAACACCGGCAAGUGAAAGUGAUAGCAGAUACGGCAUCAACUUCAGAGGCGAAGAAGCAGAUUCCCCGGCUCCUCCUGCACUCCUCGAGCAAGGAUCUACUUCAGCGGGCAACAGCGGCGCAGUCACACCCGCCAUCUUGGCUUACGCGUUGUCCACCCUGCCGAUGGCGUGCAGCUCCGUUUAUAAGGAGCGCUCUUUUCGGCAGCAGAAGAUCAACGUGUGGUAUCUGACGCAGUGGGUCUCGAUUUACCAAUUCUUUCUGACUUUUCUGUUUCUCCCUCUCACAAACUACUACGCGAUGAUGAGCUCGCCCAGUACUUCUUCUACGUUAGUGGGCCACGACUCCGCCGGACUAGACAAAAAUGGACUUCUUUCCACUCCGAGUGCUGGUGGUGCCUCUAGUAGUACAACUCCAGAGGGGGUUGAUAAUCUCCCCUCCGCCAGCACCAGCACCGAGUGGGGGUCUCUGUCGCUCGGGUUGCAAUGCUUCGACGGGGAACUCGCUUUCUGUACUGAUGUUUCCUUGACUGUACUUGUUUAGAGAAUGGCAAUGUUAAUACUUUACGAACAUAUACUAUUCCCUAGAUCAACUAGUACCCGUAAACAUAUGUUGAUCCAAUUCUAUAUCUAACUCUGAAGCUUCUACUGAUAGGUCUUGUAUCUCCAAAAACUACUAACCCAAGGUGCCCAGCACUCCCUCGGACUUGCCCUCUGCCUCUACACGUUGGUCAACGUACUUUUCAACACGCUCGGACUGUACCUCACCAAGCACGGGUCCGCGGUGUUGAACAGCUUGGCCUACAGCAUUCUGCUCCCGAUCACGACGCUUUUCUAUUUCACCCCGUUCGCCCCCGCGAUCACGAAACAGAGUUUUGACUUCGCCACCUGCUUUGUGCUGAUUCCGAGUUUGGUUCUGGUUCUCUGCGGGUUUGCGGUGUUCCGGUUGUAUGGCGAGGCCGUCAAUGCGGAGAUGGCGGAGAAGAAUAGGCAACUGGAGGCAGCUUCCACUCUGGCCGCUGCGGCGGACCCGUACUAUGGAGGAUACAGCAUUUUUGGGGAUAAUUUGGGACCUACUCCGUUCAUCUCCGCCGAGCAGCUACAACUCGGCCCGCCGCCGUUCCACGUUUUGCAGGAUCAUCUCGCGGUUGACCAGAAUGGUAGAGUGGUGGUGGUUGCUAAUCUGAGUCUUUAUCUUCCUAUUUAGCUGCUGAAUAACAUUACGCUGCAUGGUAUGCUGAGUUUUCUUUUUUGCAGCUGAUCAUACCGUCGUGGGUAAUGUUUUGCACGAGGUACUAGUACUAGCAAGAAAACUUUCUGAGUAUGUUCAUGAAAGGCGCUGGGUAUAGUGUAUCGGACCACGAAUAAACUGAUGAACUAAACUGAAAUUGUUCAGGAGCCCAACCGUUACUCGAGCAGCAGCAGCUGCCCGGAGCCGCCGCGAUGGUUCAUCCCCAAGUAGUGCCACCGCACCCUCACCUGCUUCACCAAGACGCAGUGCAGCUCGCCCCGCCCGACCUGCUGGACAUCCUACGCCAGACCGGCCCGCCCCACUGGACCUACAAAUCCAAAGACUCUGCAGGCAACUUUUCCGCGGGUGGCGGCCAGGGCGGCAGCCCUUCGGAGGUCCUCACGGACCAAAACCACACGCCGCGCGGGGAGCCAUUUGAGGAGCACGUCGUGCUGCGAGGGGGGCCUGGACCUGGUGCAGCAGGAGCAGCUCCGUUUUUACAACAACAUCCACCUCCAGGCGCGACGCUUCUACCAAGUGCAAAAGUGUCUGGGUCUGGAAGAUUCUGAGACUUGUCCUGCACGUUUUGCAUGAGCCAUGAGGUCUGGAAUGCGAGACCUAGCAUGACAGAUUAUUUGAGGCCUCUAUCAUGCCUUUCCUGCAUGAGAAGCUCCCUCUCAAUUUGGUCAAAAGCGGACAGCUUUUGGCACUCACGCAACACAGAUUUUUGCAUCAUUCGGAUUUCGCAUGACAAGGUCUAAUGUUCCGGACCCAGACACUUUUGCAUUUGAUAGCUUCAAGAAAUGGACGAAAACCACACGGCCGGGGGCGACGCGCAGCAUUUGCACCCGCAGCCCGUUGUCUCCCAAGCAGGGAGAACACGGUAUUUCAACAUCGCCGGCGGCGGCAUUGGCGGCACGACUAGAGCCGGUCAACUACUACAUCCUGCAGUUGUUGACGUGCGCGGACAGAUGAUACAUCCGGAGGGACGAGAAAACGACCUGCAGCAGGCGUUAUUGCAAGAAUUCCAUCCGGGUGGACCACGACCACGAGAGGUAGCAGGAGCAUUUCAGCCACCACAACAGCGCCGUCGAGAUGAUCGGGAGGUCGCCCACCAACGACCAGAAGACCUCGAUCAGGUGGUGAUCCAGCGUCCGCGAGGUGGUCAACAAGUGGUGAAUCAAGACCAGCGCAUGCAAGAACAGGAAGUACUAGUAGACCAUGAGACUACUUUGGUUCGUCAACAUCGCCGGCGAGGUCCGGGCCAGCUCAAUCUCGCGCGGGAAGAGUUUCUGCAAGCGCAGCGGGACGGUGCGGUAAUCCUUCCUGGUGUUGAACAACAGCAGGCCAUGCAACAAGGACCACCGGCGGCAAACGCGAAUCUAUUUCCGGGUGGACAAGCUGCUUUGCCUCCGCGCUACGAGAUCGUUGGCGAGUUUUUACCAGUAGAAGGACCACCUGCGGAAGUGGAGGAACGUGCGGUUCCGGAGCAGCAGGAGAACGUGGUGGUCAACAACUACCGUGUAGGUCAAGUUCAACCAGCGCCGGCGCCGCAACAAGGCACCGGCACCGGCUCAUCGUCCUCCUCCGCCUCCUCGACCACGCAGCAAGCAGGAGCCACCACUUCCGUUCGUGCACGCAGCAUUCGAGGCCCGGCCUCCCGGUUCGACACCCGGACGGGGUGGAAUCCCGCGCAGGAGCUGCUCCUCCCCACGCUGAACGAGGGCGAAGUCUUAGACGAGGACAAUGUGAGCCAGAACCCGGCCCAAAGCGACGCGUUGUUGAUAUGGCGUUCUCAAACGUUACAUUCUCAACUGUUACAUGAAUUUGUAAUGCAAGACUAGCACAGGUGAGAGGGAGAACCUUGCGCGUCUUGCAUUACAGGUUUGAUCCGGAUUGCAGUGCUAUUUAGACUUCCGAGAAUCUGUCAUGCGAAGCAGCUUGAUCGUCUGGCGGGUGGUCAUGGUCAUUUUGCAUGACAAAUCAUGUAACAGUUGAGAAUGUAACGUUUGAGAACCCCAUAGCUGAAUACCUCGUCGAGCAGCACGCUGUUCGACAUUCUGUCCGCGAAAACCUCGAAAAACACCGCUCCCGGGGGCGGGCUCUACCCUCCUCCUGGAAGCAGUAGUUAUAAUUUCCCCGGAGGAGCAGGAGGAGAUUCGUUUGUCAACAGUCCCCCCGAACAGGGGAAUGUUUCCUUUGCGUUCUCAAACUCCACGGGGCGAGAACAGGACUCGGGGACGACUGUGUCUUCACCGGAGGACUUUGCUGCCCACUACGGGCACGACCAGCGUGGAAGUCGAAGCAGCUUCACUGAAGACCAGCCCCCAUCCCUGGCGGAUUUCAUUUCUGUCCUGGAAGACUACACGAAGCAAGAACUCCGGCGACUUUGCAACUUUCUGUACGACUGCUGUGCGGGUGCGGUUGCGGGACUUUGUGAGAAGCAGGCGGAUGAUAAUUAUGAUGACCAAACUGCUGCAGGAACGUUGUCUACUUGUUCUCCGACGCGAAGGCGCUUGUCUUCGGGAAUACUAGGACGCAGCCUUCUUGCGACAUCGUCCUCGUCCACUGCAGCCGCGAGUAAUCAAUUUGCGGAUCAUUACGAUCGCGAUCUUUCGCACACCGGGGAGCCGGUGUACACGCUUACGGACGUCAUUUUGUGCGCGCAAAAACUCCUGCUCCAGCAAGCAAGCAGCGGUAAGGUAGUGCCAAGGAGGCCACGGAAUAAAAGGAAAACUGCAGGUGAAAAUCAACGUGCUGCAGAAGAUGAUGAUGCCGAUGCCCCGUUCUAUGGGACGAGCAGCAAUAGACCUAAUCCUUUCAGUCUGGCCGAACAUCAAUCUUCAGCAGAUCUAGCACAACAGUCGCAACCCAGUUUCCAGGAGCGCCUUCUUGGUGGCGUUGUGCCGCUGUUUCGCCUUCCAAGAAGCAGCGAUGGUGCUCCUACCCAGGACGACCUGUCGCUUCUUCUCGCCGAGCCCAGCCCACCAGGCGCGACCUUUGCCCAAACCGUGCAGUUGCCGCUGCUCGCCGGGUUGCAGCAGGGGAGGUUGUAGAAAAUAUGUAAACAACAAUGUCGACAGCUGCACUGGUGACAAGCCGAGGAGGUCAAACAUACAUAGGACACCGCCUUUAUGUAAGAUUUUUUUUGCCCGCAAUGUCUAUAUGCUGUCAGUUUCGUAUUCGUAAAAAAAGGCUGGCGCAGCGCCGUUGUGGUAUCGCGCUCGCUGGGAGUUGUACUAAACUACGCUGUUGCACUGGAAAGAACAGGAGAACAAAUGGAAAUCUAAACAAGGACCGCCUUAAAAUUAAAGAAGGACCUGGUG
This is a messenger RNA of Amoebophrya sp. A120, 5924 nucleotides long. The record is from the annotation of a GenBank genome assembly. NCBI's taxonomy places the organism in Eukaryota, Dinophyceae, Syndiniales, Amoebophryaceae.